AUGAAGUGCUAUCAAGCACGAAAGGAGGGGGGCGGGGGAGAGUGCGAGCGACGAACUGUCAACGACGACCUGGCGGACGGUUGCGGUACAAGCGUAUCCAAGGUAGUGCCAGGACCACAACUGAUCCCAAGGUCCAAACGUGUGGCAGGGAGGUUUUAUUUUCAAUGGCGUGCCUCUCUAAGGAAGUUCAUGCACUGGGAACGACCGCCCAAAACUAAACGGGCGAGCUGGGAGGGAGACCCUGCCGUGGUAUUGGUGAGCAAAAGCCACGUCAAAGCUGACUCGACCCGACUCGAGCCGACACGAGGUCGGGGAGUUCAGCCGAUACUACUUGCACGCAAGAAACCGAUCUGCUGCGGUGUGAGUAGAAUGGCGCUGCGGAUCCUCUCGAACAUCAAACAGUGCGCAUCCGCCCUACAGAAUGGUAGCAACUCAGGACGUAUUGCCGCCAUCGUAACAUAG
This is a messenger RNA of Seminavis robusta, 462 nucleotides long. NCBI's taxonomy places the organism in Eukaryota, Bacillariophyta, Bacillariophyceae, Naviculales, Naviculaceae. The record is from the annotation of a GenBank genome assembly.